Molecule: messenger RNA, 1203 nt
Organism: Geodia barretti
Lineage: Eukaryota; Metazoa; Porifera; Demospongiae; Tetractinellida; Geodiidae
Source: the annotation of a GenBank genome assembly
UACUGCGAUCGCGCGAUCGAGUCUCCGACAAUGGAUCGCUGGACGGUUGCUGCCUAUCUUUUCGCCAUCCUAUUAAUACGACAGUUGGUCGGGGGUGCAUGGACUUUUUCUCUGCGGGUCUCCUCUGCUCGCUGUUGCACCAGUCCCACCUCCUGUGAGCAGGUUGGCUCGUGUGAGGACCUCGCUAUUGGGAUAUGUCUCAGGAGUCCUGAUACUCCUGUUGAAGAUCGUGAAAGUUGUUCCGUUUUCUUCACUGGUAAUGGAAGCGACAUCAUUGACAGACAACUGACCCCUUUUAGAAGUAAUCCUGACUUUACUACCACUGGAUAUCAGGUAAAACUAAAAUUAUCUGUAUUUCUUGUUAGCUACAGCACGUCCCUUACAGGGAGGGGUUCAGAUAUUUGCUGGAGUCACACUUAUGCCAGACUUUGCACCGUUUAAUGAUAAUACCAUAGAUACCAUAUUUGUCACAGUGGGCACUUUACCAGGUAGUGGAGAGGUGUCAGUAGCUGGAGGUGGGAAGAACGGAAGAGCAAACUUGACCUUCUUCAUCAGUGUGGAGUGUAGCCCGGGAUAUGGUGGGGAUGACUGUCUGUCAGUCAACACAUGUAGUGAGCUGAUCGCCUGCAACCUGACUCUGGGAUACUGCAACACUCCCGGAGAAUGUGUCUGCCACGAUGGAACAACUCAGUGCCGUACCAACGUGACGGAGCCUAAUGCAGCAGAACCUGAUGUUAUCAGUAAUACAACAGCAAUAGUCAUUGGAGCGGUGUGCAGUGCUACAUUUCUAACUAUUGGAGUUCUAGUGGGAGUGGUGGGACUGUACCUCAUACAGAGAGUGAGGGGCAGGUCGUCUGGCCCCACCUCUUCCUCUCCCCCUCCCCUCCCUCCACCAGUCACCUAUGAGGAGGUGGGUGCGGCAAGAGAGGUCAAGAGUUCAGAAUACAUUCAGCUGACUCCCAAUGAGGCAUAUGGUCCAGUACUAAACGACAACAUUCCCACUUCUCACAACACUGCUUAGUGCAGCUGUGAUCCAGGGAUAGCCAUUGCCAGUUGUGUUGUAGCCUAUCCUGCAGUAAUUUUAAUAAUGUUCUGCUUGUAAAGCUACUUACGCCACUGUGUGAAUUAACCAAUGUUUUGAGUAUACUGCAUAGCCACUUUACUAGGAGUGGUGGGCAGUUUUACUGGCCCCUCAUUCCCUGU